CAGCGGCUCCCACCUGGAGCACCUCCAUGCUGACUCAGCCUGGGAAAGGGCUGCAGUGAGGGAUGAAGAAAAGAUGCGAUUGCGUGAGAGCAGAGGUGCCCAGAACCUUGCCCUCUUGCUGGGCUUGAUCCUGAAUCUUCGGGCGGAGAAGCCUGUGAGCUCUGCUAACAUCAGUUUAGCUCUAGAAGCAGCUAUAUCAGAGCCCAUAGUAGUGGAAUCGGAUGGAAAUCUGACACAACCGAAGGAAGUUGAAUUUGGAGAAUGCUCAGUUACAUGUGGUAUUGGCGUUCGCGAAGUUAUAUUAACCAAAGGAUGCCCUGAAGGUGAAACAAAGUGUAUCAUUCGUAUUGAAGAAUGCAGAGGACCAGCAGAUUGUGGAUGGGGAAGACCCAUCUCUGAAAGUCUUGCAACUGUGAAGAUGCCUUGCAUUUUUGUACCACCAGAAAAUAGAUUUCAGUACGUUUGGAAGCUCUUGGUUCCAGAUGAGCAAUCACUCAUUCUUCCUAAUGAUUCAGCUAUUCUGGAGGUUCACAGGGAUACUCACCCCGUUGCAUUUGAAUGUGAUACACUAGAAAAUGAGGACCUGAUUGCAUCUGUAAAAUAUACCGUAUAUACAAGAGAUGAACUGGAUACAAGAGAGUUAAGUACGCCAGGCUCAAAUGUAACAAUGUUUGUUCUCAUAUCUGGGAUUAUUGUUUGCAUCGGUGUAUUCUUUGCCAUAAUCUUCAUCAUUCUUAAAUGGACUGCUGUAAAAGCCUUCUGGCAAACAAAACUUUGCAGAAGCAGAGAAGAACCAAGCUUGAUUACAAUGAGAACUUCCUCAGGGCAGAUAUCCACAUCAGAUAAUUUACAGGUCUCACAAACAGAAUUCACCGCACAUGAACAGGUUUCCUAUCAGGAAUGGAAUGAGCCAUCACAAGGAGGAGGAGGAGGAGGAGGAGGCAGUAGCGAGAAGGGAAAUUUUUAAGAAAAAAAUAUUUUAAACCAGAGAGGGAAUACGUAUAUUAAACUAUGGUCAAAAUAGGAAGAGUACCAGUUCCGAGAAGAGCUUUUUUGCAUCUCUGAUGAAUCUUGUUUGGGAACAUUGGGAUAGUCGUGUGAAACUGACCUGGCCAAAUUUUAAAGACUGAUUUCUGGUGUUAAAAUUAAUGUGGUUCAUCCAGGGGGUUCUGCCUCUUGAUGUUUUUUGAAAAUUGAGGAGUGAGAUGUUUUAAUGAGGUCCUACCAAACUUUCACAAUAAAUAUACU
Pogona vitticeps (central bearded dragon) is the source of this 1248-nucleotide messenger RNA. The record is from RefSeq and is a predicted model, not a curated record. Lineage: Eukaryota; Metazoa; Chordata; Lepidosauria; Squamata; Agamidae.